Messenger RNA from Prunus armeniaca (apricot), 414 nucleotides. The record is from the annotation of a GenBank genome assembly. Lineage: Eukaryota; Viridiplantae; Streptophyta; Magnoliopsida; Rosales; Rosaceae.
AUGGCUCGGACACUACUGAUCUACGUUGCCUUUUUCCUUUUCAUAAGCUUGGUCCACUCUGUAAGCCCUCCACCGUUUUCUAAGACACUGGCUCCCACACCAUCUCCGUCCAUUGGCAGUAGAAUUGGGGGCGGAGGAGGAGGAGAGGGUGGUGGCGGUGGCAGCAGUGCCGGUCCAGGUAGUACAGGGUCAGGGUUUGGUUCAGGGAGUGGGUAUGGCCGUGGAAGUGGUGGGGGUGGAGGAGGCGGAGGGGGAGGUGGUGGAGGUGGCAGCGGUGGUGGUAGUGGUUCUGGCUUUGGAGGUGGAACUGGCUUUGGAGGUGGUGGUGUUGGCGGUACUGGAGGAUUUGACGGCUCUGGAGGUGUAGGCAUGCCUGGGAAAUUAGAUAGGAAGAGUUCCCCCGGAUACCAUUAA